AUAAGUGUGAAAGAUUUUGAAGAUAAACACAAAUUUGAUUAGUGGUUUUUCUCCAGUUCACCAUGUCUUUCCUGGGCCUUUUAGGUGGCUCUGCCAAAACCUCUGUUGAUUUAGCUGAGUUGCAAAGAAAGAACAGCCAGAUUCAAUAUGAUGAGAUACAAAAGGUCACUAGUUAUGUACUUGGGAAAACAAAGCUUCGUCCUAAGCUGGGAAUCAUAUGCGGAUCAGGUCUUGGUGGUUUAGCUAAUGAGGUUAAGGACCAACAGGUAAUACCUUACGCUGAGAUUGAUGGCUUUCCUAAAUGCACAGUUCAGGGUCAUGCUGGUAAUCUUGUCCUUGGUUAUUUAUCUGGUGUUCCUACUGUAUGCAUGCAGGGAAGAUUGCAUUUCUAUGAGGGACACCCAGCAUGGCUGGUUACAAUGCCAAUUAUUAUUUACUCGUUCCCCAUAGGUUACAAUGCCAAUUAUUAUUUACUCGUUCCCCAUAGGUUACAAUGCCAAUUAUUAUUUACUCAUUCCCCAUAGGUUACAAUGCCAAUUAUUAUUUACUCAUUCCCCAUAGGUUACAAUGCCAAUUAUUAUUUACUCAUUCCCCAUAGGUUACAAUGCCAAUUAUUAUUUACUCGUUCCCCAUAGGUUACAAUGCCAAUUAUUAUUUACUCGUUCCCCAUAGGUUACAAUGCCAAUUAUUAUUUACUCAUUCCCCAUAGGUUACAAUGCCAAUUAUUAUUUACUCGUUCCCCAUAGGUUACAAUGCCAAUUAUUAUUUACUCGUUCCCCAUAGGUUACAAUGCCAAUUAUUAUUUACUCAUUCCCCAUAGGUUACAAUGCCAAUUAUUAUUUACUCAUUCCCCAUAGGUUACAAUGCCAAUUAUUAUUUACUCGUUCCCCAUAGGUUACAAUGCCAAUUAUUAUUUACUCGUUCCCCAUAGGUUACAAUGCCAAUUAUUAUUUACUCAUUCCCCAUAGGUUACAAUGCCAAUUAUUAUUUACUCAUUCCCCAUAGGUUACAAUGCCAAUUAUUAUUUACUCAUU
This is a messenger RNA of Amphimedon queenslandica, 1034 nucleotides long. RefSeq names its product purine nucleoside phosphorylase-like. Gene Ontology annotation, biological process: nucleoside metabolic process. Gene Ontology annotation, cellular component: cytoplasm. Bases 63 to 524 code for a protein of 153 amino acids. The transcript has 4 exons. Gene Ontology annotation, molecular function: purine-nucleoside phosphorylase activity. The record is from RefSeq and is a predicted model, not a curated record. Lineage: Eukaryota; Metazoa; Porifera; Demospongiae; Haplosclerida; Niphatidae.